AUGGCCGCCGCGGCCUCUGCCAUCUUCAACAGGGGGAUGGGAAACGGCGGGAAGGAGAAUACUAUGCGCGGCCUGGUCUCCUUCAUAGCCGACUUGAGGAAUGCAAGAGCACGCGAACUCGAAGAGAAGCGCAUAAACAAGGAGCUUGCCAACAUCCGCCAGAAAUUCAAGGGAGGGAACCUUUCCGGCUACGACAAGAAGAAGUACGUCUGCAAGCUGUUAUACAUCUACAUCUUGGGCUGGAACGUCGAUUUCGGUCAUUUGGAGGCUGUGAACUUGAUCUCGGCCAACAAGUACUCGGAGAAGCAGAUCGGGUAUCUGGCUGUCACGCUGUUUCUCCACGAGCAGCACGAGUUGAUACACUUGGUCGUGAACAGCAUCAGGAAGGACUUGGCGGACCACAAUGAGCUCAACAACUGCCUGGCGUUACAUGCAAUUGCCAAUGUUGGUGGCAGGGAGAUGGGAGAAGCUCUCUGCGCAGACGUACACCGCCUCUUGAUCUCACCUGCGUCCAAACCUUUCGUGAAGAAGAAGGCUGCUCUUACACUGCUGAGGCUGUACCGCAAGGUGCCUACGAUCGUUCAGCCGGAAUGGGCGGAGCGAAUAAUAGCCAUCAUGGACGAUCCGGACAUGGGGGUUGCGCUGUCUGUCACGUCCCUAAUCAUGACCCUCGCGCAAGACGAUCCAGACUCAUACAAAGGAAGCUACGUCAAGGCUGCUCAGCGUUUACGGAAGGUUGUCGUCGAACAGGAGUAUUCUGGUGACUAUGUCUACUACAAAGUUCCUUGUCCGUGGCUGCAAGUGAAGCUCCUCCGGCUGAUGCAGUACUUCCCUCCCUCGGAGGAUUCGCAUAUCCGUCAAUUGAUGCGCGACUCUCUCCAAAACAUCCUGGACAGCGCCAUGGAAGCACCCAAGAAUGUGCAGCAAAACAAUGCACAAAAUGCCGUGCUUUUCGAAGCUAUCAAUCUCAUCAUUCACCUGGACACGGAGCGGGAUCUCAUGGUCCAAAUAUCGACGAGAUUGGGCAAAUUCAUCGGCUCGAGAGAGACGAAUGUGCGAUAUCUAGGCCUAGAAGCCAUGACACAUCUGGCAGUGCGCGCCGAGACGCUGGAUCCUAUAAAGAAGCAUCAGGACAUUAUCCUUGGGUCCCUCAGAGACCGAGACAUCACUGUGCGACGACAGGGAUUGGAUCUUUUGUACAGCAUGUGCGGUCAUUCCAAUUCCCAGAAGAUUGUGCAUGAGCUCCUGAAAUACCUUCAAUCUGCCGACUACGCCAUUCGUGAGGAGAUGGUGCUGAAGAUCGCCAUCCUCACUGAGAAAUAUGCGACAGAUGCUAAGUGGUAUGUCGACAUUUCGAUGCGGCUUAUUGCCAUGGCUGGCGAUCACGUCAGCGACGAAGUCUGGCAGCGAAUUAUACAAAUCGUGACGAACAAUGAUGAGCUGCAAGUCUAUGCAGCUGAGAACAUCCUACAAUACUGCAAAGCCGACCACUGCCAUGAGACGUUGGUCAAGAUUGGCAGUUAUAUCCUCGGCGAGUUCGGUCAUCUCAUCGCAGACAACAAAGGUUGCAGUCCAAUUGAGCAGUUUCUUGCGCUGCAGGCGAAGUUCGCAUCAAGUCCGCCCAAUACAAGGGCGAUGAUCUUGUCUGCUUUCUUCAAAUUUGUCAAUCUGUUCCCAGAGAUCCGACCACAGAUCAUGAAUGCCUUCCGGAACUACAGCCAUUCACUAGACUCAGAGCUGCAACAACGCGCGUGCGAGUACCUCACCAUAUCAACAAUGCCAUCGGACGACCUUUUACGAACUGUGUGCGACGAAAUGCCGCCGUUUCCGGAGAGAGCAUCUGCUUUGCUUUCGAAACUAGACAAGAAACAAAGCGCUGUUGGCGACAAACGCACGUGGGCUAUCACUGGAAAGGAUGGUCUACCCACGUUGGACAGGAGCGCAACUCUCAAGCGCAACUUCUCCAAUGGCGCAUCGAGCGCGCUUAAUGGUGCAGCCGUCAAUGGUACAGCCGUCAACGGUACAAAUGGAACACAUACGAAUGGCGGCAUAAAUCCACCUAUUGACGAGCUGGCUGGCCUCGACUUCUCAAGCGGCGGGCCAAACAUGGCAAGCGCCAAUCACCUUUCCCCAGAUUGGGAGCCUGGCUACAACAGAUUGUUGGUUAAGCCUGAAGGAACCUUGUACGAGGAUGUGCAGAUACAAGUCGGACUUCGGUCAGAGUACCGAGCCGAAGUCGGGUGCUUAAUUCUCUACUUCUCCAACAAGUCCUCGGCGCCCAUCCAGUCGUUCACCACAACCCUGGACAACAGGUCAUCGGAACACCUCAAGAUCGACGUCAAGGGGCUUCCGGAUACGACCGUCAGCCCUGGCGCGCAGACCUCACAGACCGUCAUGUUUGAGGCAAAGGGCAUCUUCACCGACGCUCCCACUAUCCGCAUAUCCUACAUGGCUGGUGCCCUGCAGGCCCUAACUCUCCAACUGCCCUUGUUACUUCAUAAGUAUAUGGACAGCGCGGUACUCAGUUCCGACGACUUUUUCAAAAGAUGGAAACAGAUCGGCGGUGCGCCUCGCGAAGCGCAAAAGAUCUUCAAGGCCUAUGAUGUCUCUACCGAGAAUACCAGGAGGACUCUUCAGGGCUUGAAAUGGGGCAUUCUCGAUGGCGUCGACCCAAACGCGAGGAAUUUCGUCGGUGCCACGGUGCUGCAUACCAGUGCUGGGAAAUUCGGUUGUUUAUUGAGGUUGGAGCCAAACCAUGAAAACAAGGUGAGCACUAGCACACAAGAAUCGCACCCCCCAAGGUCUUUGCUUACUGAUUUCUGCUAGAUGUACCGCCUCACGAUCCGAGCAACUGAUGAGGCCGUCCCUCCCGUUCUCAUGAAAUGCAUGGAAGAAAGACUUAGUCAGCCCUACCCAUAUUAA
Lecanosticta acicola is the source of this 2922-nucleotide messenger RNA. The record is from the annotation of a GenBank genome assembly. NCBI's taxonomy places the organism in Eukaryota, Fungi, Ascomycota, Dothideomycetes, Mycosphaerellales, Mycosphaerellaceae.